CAAGGAUGGGAGAGAGUGUGUCCUGCACAGCCAUGUUUGUGAUGGAGUGGACUGUAAGGAUGGAUCAGAUGAACAGAACUGUGGUGGAACUCCAAUUCCCCUUACUACCGCUUAUUUGGCACCAACUACAACCAUUCCAGUCUGUACCAGUCCAUCAGUGUGAUGUGUCGGGGCCUCAACAUUGUGUGCAUCUCCCAAACUCAGCUGUGUGACACAUUGAGAGACUGCCCUGAUGGUUUUGAUGAGGAGUCCUGCAUUACUAAAUGUCCAAACCGAGGUGAAUUCCGGUGUAAGGACAGGAGGAAAUGUAUUGAGAGGAGGCUGGUUUGUGAUGGACGCGCUCAAUGCCAUGAUGGCUCAGAUGAGAUUGGCUGUCCAACGAUGGCUGCUCCAACAUCCCAAACGGCGCCCCUGAAGUGUCGCAUGGGUUCUAGACUGUGCAAGGAUGGGAGAGAGUGUGUCCUGCACAGCCAUGUUUGUGAUGGAGAGGUGGACUGUAAGGAUGGAUCAGAUGAACAGYACUGUGAGCUCCUCUGCAAAGCAGGUCAGUUCCAGUGUGCUCAUGGGAAGAAGUGUAUCGACCAGCAGCAGGUUUGUGAUGGGAAMGCACAGUGCCAGGACCGUUCUGAUGAAAUGAACUGCUUCAAGCCCACCAAGAGCUGCAGUCAUCGCUGUGACAACAAUAGCCGCUGUAUCCCAGAAACCUUCAUCUGUGAUGGAGAGAGAGACUGUGUGGACGGCUCUGAUGAAGAAGACUGUGUGGCAAAGCCUUGUGGCCAGCAGCAUUAUCGGUGCAUUAAUGGUCAGUGUGUGUCUGAGGCUCUCCGUUGUGACGGCCAUGCGGACUGCGGAGACCAUUCUGACGAGGCGGGCUGUGCCAAACCCCCCCACUGUCCCCCGGAGCGACGCUGCCCAAACAGCCAUGAAUGUCUCGUGGAGGAAUGGCUGUGUGAUGGGGAGCAGGACUGCCAGGACGGUUCAGACGAGAGGGACUGUAAGGUGUCUCCAGUGACGUGUGGGGAGUUUCAGUGGAGCUGUGUUUCUAGGAGCCAGUGUAUCCCUGCGACCUGGAGGUGUGAUGGACAGAAGGACUGUGAGGACUACAGUGACGAGGCCGGAUGUGGCCAGGUGAAGUGCUCCAACCAGCUUUACCAGUGUGGUAGUGGAGAGUGUGUGGACCAUUCUCUGCUGUGUGACCACAUCAUCAACUGUCCUGAUGGAUCUGACGAGGGGCAAGGCUGUUCCACCAACAACUGCUCCAGCCCUGGGACCCCCCAAUGUGACCAGCACUGUGUCAGCACCCCUUACGGACCGAGGUGCAUCUGUGCUGCAGGCUUCCGGCUGCAGGCUAAUGGUCUGUCCUGUGUGGAUGUUGACGAGUGUAACGAGGUCCUACCACCCGUCUGCAGCCACACCUGCCUUAACACCCGCAGCUCCUUCCUGUGUCGCUGUCACCAUGGAUAUCUGCUGGAACCAAAUGGUCGCAGCUGCAAGACCCAAGAUGAGGCUCACCUGCUGGCAUCUGUUCAGUAUGAGCUGCUGGUGUUGGGGUUGCAUAGCUCCAGCCUUUCAGUGCUCUCCACUAGUCAGACACCUGUGUUCUGUGUGGAUUAUGACUGGCGAGACCAGAGGGUAUACUGGGUCAGUCUGGAGGAGGAGAGCAUCAAGUGGACUUCCAUCAACACCAAGGACACAGGCACUCUGGUCAAAGGUGUGAAGUCUGACUCUAUAGCUGUGGACUGGGUUGGCAGGAACCUGUACUGGCUGGAUGGGCUGGCCGGUCAGAUUCUGGCUGUGAGGCUGGGCACAUCUACAGUAAAGUCUCAGAACUACAUAGUGGUUCUGGAUGAGGAUCUGGAGCAGCCUCGCUCACUACUGCUGCUGCCACACAAAGGGUUGAUGUACUGGUCAGAGGUUGGUAGCGAUCCCCAGAUAGAGCGGUCAGGGAUGGAUGGCUCUGAGAGGAAAGUGGUGUUGACUCGUGGUCUGAGCUGGCCAGUCAGUCUCUCUGUGGACACUCUCACUGACCGAAUCUACUGGGCAGAUGAAAAACUGCAGUGCAUCGGCUCUGUAUCCCUGGAAGGACACAAUGUCAGGCUUCUGCAGCUGACUGAAAUGCCCAGUCCAUUCUCUGUAAUGGUUUUCAAUGACAUGGUCUACUGGUCUGACACCAAGAGGAGAACUAUUCAAGUAUCCCACAAGAACACGGGCAAGAACCGCAAAGUUUUACUCAAAAGACCUGGACAGCCUUUUGGAAUCAGGAUGAUGCACCCCCUCCAGCAGACCAAUGUGUCUAGCCCCUGUGAGAAGCUCCAGUGUUCCCACAUCUGUCUCUUGGCUCCAGGGCUGUCUUCAGGCCCCAGGGCUGGGUCUACGGGACCCAAAGCUGUGUGUAGAUGUGCAGCAGGGCUACUCCUGGCUGGGGACGGCCUCACCUGCUCCACCCUUGUAGACACCACCUUCCUCUUGCUCCUCUCUCCUACUGCAGUUACACAGAUAUACCUUAGCACCAUCCAUAAUGGUGUGGGGUUGAAGCGGUUGCCUGAGCACCAUAUAUGGUCUCUGCCGGGGAUGCACCAGGCCUCAGGGCUGGAUUUUGCUGUACGGGAGAGGAAAUUAUACCUGGCUGAUGCUGCCCAGGGCUCAGUGGAUCUUCUGAAACUGAGUAGCUCAGGCCUGACACCAGGCAGUAGAGUCCUGAAUCUCCAGGACGAUACAGUGAUGGCUCUGGCUGUGGACUGGGUCACACUCAACCUGUACUGGAGCAGCAGGAAGCAGCCUGACCUACAUGUCACCACCACCAAGGGGCAGCACACUGCACCUCUACUCCAACUAGGCCUUCAGGGAACCACCUCCAUCGCCCUGCACCCCCCCUCAGGACGCCUGUGCUUCACAGCCUUGGGCCAGGUGGAUGUGAGGAGCCUGCCACAGGUGUACUGUGCCUUCAUGGAUGGACGUAGUCAGAAGCUGCUCUGGAGGAAAGCUGUGAUGCCAACCUCCCUUCUGUUCUCCAACAAGGGCACUCAGCUGUAUUGGGCUGACAUAGGUGCUGGAGUGAUCGACUCCAUUCUUCUGGAUGGUUCUGGAUAUAAACAGUUUAAAGCAGAUCCCGGCCUCAUGUCCUUCACACUGGCUGAGAACAUCCUCCUGUGGAGCAGCCUGGACAAAGAUGUGACUAGACUCUGGUUCAGUGAUGGAUUUCAGCCCAAGCAGCUGUGGUUUGAGGUCAAUACCAAUGUAGUGGCACUGAGGGUUUACAGCAAGACCAGUCAGAAAGGAACUAACAGCUGCUCAGCGCGGAACGGAGGCUGCAGUCAGCUGUGCCUGGCCUACCCAGGGGGGCGUAGCUGCCGAUGUGGACGUGGUUACCAGCCUAUCGACACCAAAACGUGUAGCCCCUUCCCCUCCCUCCAGUGUCCAGAGGGCAGCAGGGCCUGUAGUGACGGCAGCAGGUGCCUCCCCCUCUCAAAGUUCUGUAACCACCAAACAGACUGCCUCGACCAUUCAGACGAGAUCAAAUGUGGGUCUGGAGUGAAACCCCAAGAUGUCAGCAAUAGUAAACCUUCCCGUGGGCAUGCUGGAAACACCGUCCCCCCUGGCCAGGACUGGUCUGGGAGUACCACCCCCGGGGGGGUCGAGGUGCAGAAGCUGGACUCGGAGUCAUGUGAUGUCCAGCAGUGUAAUGGACAUGGGAAAUGUGUGACAAGGGGUGGAGAAACCACCUGCCAGUGUGUUCUGGGAUACCAGGGUGUGUUCUGUGAGGAGGGUGAGGGUCCAGGGGUCAGUAAUGCCCCCCUCACUUUGGGCAUCCUCAGCCUCAUUGGUGGAGUCCUCAUCGCUGCCGUCAUCAUCAGGAAGAGCAGAGCAAGAGCUGCAGCUCGGGGCCAGUCCACAGAGAAGGAGACUCUGAUGACCGAUAUGGAUGAAGGGACAGUCUAUGCUGUGUCUUUCAACAACGAUCUGUAUGAUCCUGACCAGGAAUUGAAUUCGUCUGCUGAUGGGACAUCUCAACAUCUGUAAAUGUUGCCUUUCCUCUUCUGCUCUGAAAUAAAGAAUAGUAGUCUAUGUUAAAAA
Molecule: messenger RNA, 4074 nt
Organism: Salvelinus sp. IW2-2015
Lineage: Eukaryota; Metazoa; Chordata; Actinopteri; Salmoniformes; Salmonidae
Product: low-density lipoprotein receptor-like
Biological process (GO): receptor-mediated endocytosis
Cellular component (GO): plasma membrane; signaling receptor complex; apical plasma membrane
Molecular function (GO): calcium ion binding; protein binding; hormone binding
Source: RefSeq, a predicted model, not a curated record